AUGCAGCAGCAGCAGCAGAAGCAGAAACAGCAGAAGCAGCAGCAGCAGCAGCAGAAACAGCAGCAGCAGAAACAGCAGCAGCAGCAGCAGAAACAGCAGCAGCAGAAACAGCAGCAGCAGAAACAGCAGCAGCAGUGGGAGGAGGAGGAGCUGCAGGAUGCUGAGGCAGAGCUCGGAGCUGCACAGAGGAGACCGGGAGGUUCUGCUGGACCUGGACCUGGACCAUGGACCACAGGCUCAUACCACAGACUCUUACGGGAGCCUACAAGACAACAGCUUUAUUCCACCUCGAUAUCUCGCUACUAUCACCGCAGAAGAUGA
Molecule: messenger RNA, 321 nt
Organism: Knipowitschia caucasica
Lineage: Eukaryota; Metazoa; Chordata; Actinopteri; Gobiiformes; Gobiidae
Source: the annotation of a GenBank genome assembly